Molecule: messenger RNA, 567 nt
Organism: Odocoileus virginianus texanus
Lineage: Eukaryota; Metazoa; Chordata; Mammalia; Artiodactyla; Cervidae
Source: RefSeq, a predicted model, not a curated record
CGGGGGCUGCUCCAACGGACGCGAUGGCCCCCGCCAUGCAGCCGGCCGAGAUUCAGUUCGCUCAGCGGCUGGCGUCCCACGAGAAGGGCAUCCGGGACCGGGCGAUGAGGAAGCUGCGCCAGUACAUCAGCGUGAAGACGCAGAGGGAGACAGGUGGGCGCCGGCGAUCCGCCGCGCACAUGGCGGCCGGGCGUGGGAGCCUGAGCAAAGUAAAGGAAACGAAAACCAAGGAAAGAAAGCCAUCCUCUACAUGGGCCGUUGACGUUCAGCAGGUGGGAGAGGAGACGGGCUAGCAGUGCUGAAGGUUAGUAAGUGAGGGAGGGCGAGGGAAGAUGAAGUUGAACGAGUAGGCAAUGGCCAGGUCACACCGGGCUAUGUGAUUUGGGUUUAAACAGCAGUGGGUGCCAUUAAAGGAUUUCAUUAGCUGACCUGUAAACUCCUGAAAGAAUGAGCUACAGUGUGCGGUGGAGGUUUUUAUGGUACUAAGAUAGUCUAGGCUUCCCUGGUGGCUCAGACUGUAAAGAAUCCGCCUGCAAUGUGGGGGACCUGGGUUCGAUCCCUGGGUCG